Sinocyclocheilus grahami is the source of this 2312-nucleotide messenger RNA. Its product is annotated as progesterone-induced-blocking factor 1. Gene Ontology annotation, cellular component: microtubule organizing center. Bases 348 to 2312 code for a protein of 654 amino acids. The record is from RefSeq and is a predicted model, not a curated record. The transcript is spliced from 15 exons. Lineage: Eukaryota; Metazoa; Chordata; Actinopteri; Cypriniformes; Cyprinidae. Gene Ontology annotation, biological process: cilium assembly.
UCUGUUGUCAGCCAUUGCUGUUUCUAUGGGAGGCGGGACGCUUAAAAACAACAGUCGGUGUGAUAAAUAAGUUCCCGUUUUAAUCAUAAAACACGUUUUCCAACAUAAGACAUUUUAAACUUUGUCGUCUUUUCUUGCCACGAGGCUGUGAAAGUCAGGUGGUUAACCUGAAAUAACCGAAUUUGUCACCUUGCUUUGUCCAGCUGUCAUCGCUUAUCCGUUAAUUCUACACUUGAGCGUCUGAGCUCCUAUCCUGCCGCUUGACUGCUACAUUUCCAUCUUUGAAGAACAGUCUUCUUAUCUCACAUGACAAGUCGGUAGGACUUUUGGACUGGAGCUUUGUCGAGAUGCCACCUAAGAAGCCAAGAGACGCCACGGCAAACAUCUCCAGCUCCAUCGAGUCUGAGGACAUCAGUUUGGAGACAACAGUCCCCACAGAGGACAUAUCGUCUUCGGAUGAGAAAGAUGGAGCAGGGAAGGUGACAAAACAGCUCCUGGAAAGAAAAGAGCUGCUUCAUACCCUUCAAAAACUGAAGAUAGAGCUGUCACAGAAAAAUCUGCUCAUCGACAACCUCAAAGUGGACCACCUCACCAAGAUAGAAGAGCUGGAGGAAAGGCUGAACGAUGCUCUCCAUCAGAAGCAGGUGCUUGCUCUGCGUCUGGACAGCCAGCUCAAACUACAGCAGGAUGAAAACAGGAAGCAGCAAGCCUUGAGGAAGCAGGAAAUGGACACCAUCAUGCUCAGACAGAAGCAGCUGGAAGAGACAAACCAUCAGCUGUGUGAUCGAGCAGGUGAUCUCCGCAGGAGCCUGAGGGACGUGGAGCUGUCUGAGGAGAAGUACACUGAGCUGAAGGAAAUGCCUGAGGACAAACUCACCAUCCCUGAAUAUGUGGCAAUUCGGUUCUACGAGGUUGUGAACCCUCUGAGAGCUCUUGUGACUGAGCUGCAAGUGAAAAAGACUAACCUGAACGAGGAUCUGGACAGUCAUCGUAACCAAAUUAGAUCACUAAUGGAGAGCUAUGAGGAAGAGAGGAGAGCACGCUCAGAGCUGGAAAUCCGCUGUCAGAGACUCACCCUGGAACUUGCUGACACCAAGCAGCUUAUUCAGGAAGGAGACUACAAACGAGAGAACUAUGACAAAAUCAAACGAGAGAGAGAUGGGUGUGAAACGGAGUUGAGAGAGUUGAGGAAGAAGUUGGAAAUGCUGGACCUCACACACACUGCCCUGACAAAAGAGAGGAAUGACCUAAAUAAGGAAGUGGCCACUCUGCAGCAGUCUGUAACAUUGAUGCAGAAGGACAAAGAAUAUUUAAACAGGCAGAACAUGGAGCUUAAUGUGCGCUGUGCUCAUCAAGAAGACCGUCUGGACAGACUGCAGACCCAGCUUGAAGACACUAAAAAGGCCAGGGAAGAUGCCUAUGAAAAAUAUGUUGCUUCUAGAGAUCACUAUAAGACAGAGUAUGAAAACAAACUGCGUGAUGAACUGGAGCGCAUUCGAAUGAAGACCAGUCAUGAAAUCGAGAGCCUGCAGAGAGCAUCUAAAGAGAUGUAUGAGAGAGAGAACAGAAACCUUCGUGAAUCCCGAGAUAAUGCUGUCAUUGAGAAAGACAGGGCACUGAAUGCAGAACGAGAUGCCCAAGCCAAAUAUGAUCAACUCUUAGACCAGUUUAGGCAGUUGCAGCUGAGUUCAGACAGCAGGGUGGCAGAACUGCUUAACCAGGUGAAGCUGAAAAAGUUUGAGUUGGAGCGUUCCCAGAUGGUCCAGGAGGAGAUGGCCAGGAACCUCAGCCUUUGUCAAAUUGAGUGUGAGAAACACCAGAAAAAACUGGAGGUUCUAACAAAAGAGUUUUAUGGGCUACAAACAUCAUCACAGAAACGUAUCACUGAAUUGCAAGCCCAGAAUUCUGAACAGCAAGCUCGACUGGAGACAUAUGAGCGGUUGGAAAAGGAGCUGGACGAUGUUACCAUGCAGGCUGCAGAGAUGGAAAAUGAAGAUGAGGCAGAGAGGGUACUGUUUUCAUAUGGUUAUGGUGCCAACAUUCCAACAACUGCCAAGAGAAGACUGAAACAAAGUGUUCACUUGGCACGCAGGGUUCUGCAGCUGGAGAAACAGAACACACUGCUUAGGAGAGACCUGGAAAGACAGACGACGCACAGCAGUCAGAUCUCUGAAGAGUUGGAUGCGGCAAAUCAGCUUCUUCAGCAGGCACAGCAGCCUCACAGCUACCUGAUUGAGACCAUACGACAAAGAGACACUCAGAUCCAAACGCUGAAAGACCGUCUCACGCGAUUAGAAGAGGAAGUAAGGUAA